This is a messenger RNA of Funneliformis caledonium, 252 nucleotides long. The record is from the annotation of a GenBank genome assembly. NCBI's taxonomy places the organism in Eukaryota, Fungi, Glomeromycota, Glomeromycetes, Glomerales, Glomeraceae.
AUGUCUAAUGACCCAUCACCAGAAACGUUACCUCCAAUCGAUGAUACUCAAACAAAACCCGAAGAAACCCCUAAAAAUGCUGUCGAAACUGUACUUCAACAAUUGAAAGAUAAAUUUGAUGAUUUAUCCUCACAAUUAGUCUUAAAAAUGGAUGAUAUGGGAUCACGAAUAGACACGCUUGAAAAAUCUUUAGGCGAAUUAAUGCAACAAACUGUAUCUGACGAAAUUAUAAUUGAAGAAGCAAAGACGUGA